GCUCCCCUCCCCUCCCUUCCCUCCCUCCUACCCGGGUCCCAGCACAGAGCGAGCCACAGCUGUGGUGCAGGAGGAGGCUAGACUCACACUGAACAACGCUACUGUUGGGAAGGACCGGUGAUACAGCAAAACCAAGAGCCACAUCGUGGAAAACAAAUGGGAUGGAUUAAACCUUUUUACGCCACCGUUUAGCGAUCGUAUUGGGACUUACGUCACAGCACCACGGAUAAAAGGUCGCUUCAUUUGUAGUUUUCUUUGAAAGGGAAGAGCUAAAAAAAUAAAAAGAAAAAAAAACCACGUCAGAGUGUAGCUUGUGUUUAGCCCGGCGGUGAUGGAUACUUGAAGCUAGCUAGCCGACGUUACUUCUCUGUCAGGCGAGUAGCGGUUGCUAUAAAUUCGCUCUGUUGCUCGUCUGUCCCCCCUGUUUUCACGCCUGGUCUUUGUAAUGUACAUUAUGAUCGAUCGUGAUUAACAAAACCACAAACUGAAAACGCCGGUGAAUUAGGUAUCAGCUGACGCUAGCUUGCUAGCUACACGUAAAGCGGCCACCAGCUUCGUGUCUCAUUCUAACAUUUAAUCGCAAGAGAGUGGCUGUUGCUAAAAGUCCAACUUCCCCAGACAUUUAAGAAAAACUGAUCAUUUUUCCCCCCUUUUUUUUUUUGGUCGUGUUAUCCGUUCAUCGUAGUUUUGUCAAAACGGCGGCGUUAACGUGCUUCAACUUUGUUACAUACUGUCAGAGACCAACUACCCCCCGGAUUUUCUUAAUAUGCAUCAUCCGGACCCCACUGGAGACUCUGGCAGUGUUCGAAAGAUGGCGCAGCCGGCUGUCUUUCACAGAAGGGGUAGCAACACAAGCAGCGGGAGCGGCUCCUUGCUGUCAACACCGGUGGUCACCAACAGUCACGGCUCGGGUGCUGAAGAAUAUCAGACCUCCCUGUUGAUUCAGUGCCAAACUCAAGCUGGCUCAUCCUCCCCAGGUCCCCACCAUCCUCCUUCCCACAGCCUAAAUCUACAUUCCCAAGCCACACAGUCUGCUGGGGCUCAGAUGAAAAAGAAGAGCGGUUUCCAGAUCACCAGCGUGACUCCGGCGCAGAUAUCUGUGAGUACCAAUAACAGUAUUGCGGAGGACACCGAGAGCUACGACGACCUGGAUGAGUCCCACACGGAGGAUCUCUCAUCCUCCGAAAUCAUGGAUGUGUCCCUUUCACGAGCUAAUGACGUAGUUGGAGCGGAAAGAAGCUCAUCUGAGGAGACCCUGAAUAAUUUUCAUGAAGCUGAAACCCCAGGGCUGCUGUCACCCAACCAGCCUUCACACCCCCAUUCUCUGAAUCAAGCACCGAAUCAUGGUGGGGGUAUGGUCAAUGGGACUCUGCAUCGUCACCCUCAUCCUCAGAACUUCCCGCUGUCUGGGUCCGUGGACGCCUCGUCAACCCUUGCCUCUGUCAUUCAGAAAAUGCCUUCAAAUGUUGGGGUCCCUCAAGAGGUUGGCCCUUCUCAGCCUGUGGGGAUGGCGAGCCUGGGAUCCACUCCCGGAAUGCACAGCUCCGCUACAGGCACUGCAGUUAGUAUAGAUAAUCCCCAGACCAGCAGUGUUAGUAAUGUGAAUAUGUUGAGCUCUGCCAAUGUGCCUGUGAGGAGGGGAAUAAGCGCAAGUGCGAGCAACAGCUCCGGAGGCUUUCCUCUCAACGCGAAAAGCGGCGCCGCGGGUGGUUCCGCGGCAUCUGGGGGCAACCUCAUGACCAACGCCAAUAACACCAUGAUUCAGCAACAACAAACUCUCAACUCAAACAUCUCUUUGAAUGCUUCAACCACUUCUGCCGUCACUGUUGCCAGUGUCACCGGGGGGCCGUGUGUCUCGAGCGGAAUCCAGGGACGACACGGUUCUGCUACGCUGCAGUCCGCGAAUGCCCCUGUUAGCGUCUCAACGAUUUCUGCCCAAGCCGCCCCAGCUCCUGCACCUGUGGUGGCUCCCGCCAGUUCUCGCUUUAGGGUGGUCAAGUUGGACUCAAGUUCCGAGCCCUUCAAGAAGGGCCGAUGGACGUGCGCUGAAUUUUAUGACAAGGACACCCCAAACUCCGCCUCUUGCUCAUCUACAUCUGAUGCUGGCAGCAUGCGCCAGUUUGUCUCUGAAAACUUUUCUGGGUGCUCAGAGAGGGAAAGCACAAGCGGUAGCUCUGUGAGUAGCACUAUGAGCACAGUGAGCCAUUAUAUGGAAAGUGUUUGCAGUAGUGACACUGGGGGACAUCCAGCUUCCCAACAUGCGCAAGAUUUCACCUCCCCUCCUCAGGGUUUCCAAGCACUCCACCCCAGUGGCUUGGUAGGCAUGGGCGUGUCUCAAUCACAACCACUUAUAAACCCCCUAGAUGUCACCCAUUCAAAUAUCCAGGCAAAUAUCACUUCCUCUACCCCCUCAAACAUGAAUCCGCCUGGACCGGCGCAAGGACACCCGAUCAGCAGUGGCAUGCCGAUCUCUGCCGUACCCCAGCAACAGCUUACCUAUGCCCAGGCCGUUGCAACUCAACCUCCAGGUUCCACGCAGGGCCUUGCAGGGGUUCAGCAGCACCAGCUUGGCUACGCCUCACUCCCCCAGCAUCCAUCUGCCACCCCAGUCCAGAUGAGACCCCAAGCUCCUGCAUCGCAACAUCUACUAAACCAAGCUAAUGGCGUGUGCCAGAUGAUGGGGGGCCUCCAGCAGUCCCAGGUAAUCCUCCAAAGUCAGCCCCAGCAGCCCUCAUCGCUCCAGGCGCCUCCCUCCAAUGCGGCCUUUCACCUCGGAGGAGCCGGUCAGCAGCCUCCGAGCCACGCUGCCCACCUGGACUGCCAGCAACAGAAACCGCAGUCCCUCCCGACUCAAAUCCAAAACAUUGCUUUGUGCAACCAGUUGCCCACUACGAUUCAAAACCAGGUGUCCGCACCUAGCGCGCCUCCAUCUAACACCGACCCCCACGCCCCUCCGCAAGUUCUCAACGUGGGUAACAAUAGAAUGCCCCCACAGGUUGUCCCCCAGAGUCUGUCCCAGGACCUCAGCAGUGCCCAGGCCCUGGCCCAUGCUGCUCAGGCUAGCGCCCUCUAUGCUAGUCUGCCCACCUUCACUACCACUCAGCUGCAAGAUGCCCAGCGACUCCUCCUCCAGCACCAGUCGGCCCUGCUGGGUUUGCCAAAGCUUGCUGGAGGCGACCCGGGAUCCAACACCGGCCAGGGUCAAGAAGCUGAAGGCAACGCUGCCAUCGCCAGUGCCUUAACUGCAUCAGCUGGUCUCAAAACUCUGGAUGGAGAGGAGGAUGGCUCGUCGGGAGCAAGUGUUGUGGCCAUCGACAACAAGAUUGAACAGGCAAUGGACCUGGUGAAGAGCCACUUGAUGUAUGCCGUGCGCGAAGAGGUGGAAGUGCUGAAGGAGCAGAUCAAGGAGCUGAUCGACCGCAACUCCCAGCUGGAGCAGGAGAACACCCUGCUCAAGACGCUGGCCAGCCCAGAACAGAUGGCUCAGUUCCAGGCACAGGUCCAGACCGCCUCCCCGCCCACCGCUCCCUCGACCGUCACCACCCCGGGUCCGGCGUGUACCAUCGCUCAAGCCGCCUCGCACACCUCUGGCCCCUCAGCUUAGCCCGGCGCGUGCAGACUGACUCAAUACUACUACUGCUAAUGCAACAGAGCUGAGGAGGAGGAGGAGGAGGGGAGGUGAUGCUGUUGAUCCAAGAAUUUGCACAUAUUUAUCCCUGAGAAGGAUGCAUCCAGCGGGACAAGUGCUGCACAAGGCGACAAUCGUGCAAGUCAUUGAACAUUUGCCAAAAAAAAGUUGACAUAUCAGCUAGAAUGUUUUCUCAACAAUAAGCAAAACCACAUAUUUCAACACAGAUGCUGAAAAGAUCACUGUGCCUGUGUGUGGCUCCUAGGCGAUGUCAAUUGUAUUGUUACAAGUGGAAGAACAGAAGACGGCUUUUGUUUUGUUUUUCAUUUUUGUCAUGUGUUGUAAAUAAACACGUUUCAUGCCUAGAAGAAGCUAAUGUUACAUUGAACGAAAAGGCCUUUUUUUUUCCCAGAAUGACAAAUAACGAAUGUGAGCAAAUAUCAAGACCAAGUCCCCAUCUGGAAUGGGGAAGGAGGGGAUCCCAAAGCUCUUAGAAAUAACAGCGGCAUGGAUUGUGUUACUUGGCUUUGGUGGAACAAUUUUUCUUAUAUUUUCAGUAUUUCUUUUCACAUUUCUUAGCUCUGCAGUGGCAUGGAAACGAAACAUUGUUUGGCAGGCAAAAGAACAUGUACAUUUCUGUAUAGUGUAAGUAAACAUGUAAAAUAGUGAGAGGAAGAGAAACAGAUGCAUCAGUAUCUUGGUCACAUGGCGUGAGCAGCGACAUGCUUACCUUGCUCGAACUGUUGUCUAUUUUUAAAAGCUUGUAUUUUCAAGAGCUAAGGACUUUGGUUAUUUAAACUGACGAGGUGCAGCCAACAAUGUUAUCUAGAACUGCCACUGCGACAUUCACUCUUCUUGUAAAACCCAUUAUUUUCUUCCUUUUCUGAUGUUGCACUUUUUUAUGAUUUAUUGUUUUAUGGUUUUGUUUUUGGACACUGAAAUACUUCUGGAUGGAAAGUAUCUGAAUAGCUCAACAUUAGAAGAAACAAUCUGCAACUUCUUGACAUUUCCCCAUUUCUUUCUGUGUAUCGGUUGUAUGCUCAUGUUUUGUGCAUGUUUCUGCAAGACUGGAUGAGAAGUUGUAACAUAACAUACUGCAAUUGCACUUGAAAGCUGCACUCAACUUUCAUUAAAAUGCUAAAUAAGCGUC
Syngnathus acus (greater pipefish) is the source of this 4778-nucleotide messenger RNA. RefSeq names its product TSC22 domain family protein 1-like. Bases 767 to 3604 code for a protein of 945 amino acids. The record is from RefSeq and is a predicted model, not a curated record. The transcript is spliced from 3 exons. Gene Ontology annotation, biological process: regulation of transcription by RNA polymerase II. Lineage: Eukaryota; Metazoa; Chordata; Actinopteri; Syngnathiformes; Syngnathidae.